Messenger RNA from Mytilus californianus (California mussel), 3595 nucleotides. RefSeq lists its product as uncharacterized. The record is from RefSeq and is a predicted model, not a curated record. The transcript has a single exon. Lineage: Eukaryota; Metazoa; Mollusca; Bivalvia; Mytilida; Mytilidae. Bases 516 to 2441 code for a protein of 641 amino acids.
UAAAAGACUAUCUAGACAAUAAUAUAGUCCCAUCCAGAAACCUUCCCAAGGAUAAAAGAAUAUCUAGACAAUAAUAUAGUACCAUCCAGAAACCUUCCCAAGGAUAAAAGAAUAUCUAGACAAUAAUAUAGUACCAUCCAGAAACCUUCCCAAGGAUAAAAGAAUAUCUAGACAAUAAUAUAGUACCAUCCAGAAACCUUACCAGGGAUAAAAGAAUAUCUAGACAAUAAUAUAGUACCAUCCAGAAACCUUACCAGGGAUAAAAGAAUAUCUAGACAAUAAUAUAGUACCAUCCAGAAAUCAUAACGAGAAUAAAAGACUAUCUAGACAAUAAUAUAGUACCAUCCAGAAAACAUAACAACGAUAAAAGGCUAUCUAGAUAAUAAUACAGUACCUGAUCUAGAAACCAGAGCAAGGAUAAAAGACUAUCUAUAUAGUAAUACAGUGCUAUCUACCAGAAACCAAAUUCAGGAAAAAAUAGAAAAUAUUUAGAAUCUCUCCAAAAUUAAAAAACUAUGUGUCACAGUAAAACAGAAUCCUUGCAUUUUUAUAAAUAUCUAUGUCAGAAGAUUGGAUCGGUGGAAGUAGUAAGAGCUAGACGACUGUUAUAUAUAUAUAGAGACUUGAAAUCUGGCAGAUUAUGGCCUCCUUUUACUCAAAUAACCAGUGGAAGUAAGGGAGAAGGACUACAUCUAAAAGGUAGUGAUCUUGAUGUGAUGUAUGUUAAUUAUGCCUUUGUAGUAUAUGAAUCUGAAAAAGAUGCUGUUCAGGAUUGUUCUUGGAUUCCCCCAAUUGUGUUAGUCAUGGAUAAUGAGGACACACAGCCAUGUUUUACACAUCUACAAGUGUAUACUGAUUAUGAAAAUAUACCAUAUUUUAUUAAACAAAUGCUACAACAACACAGAGGAGAGAACCUACUUUCAAGUCAGCUUUUCAUGUUAAACAAUUUAGGACUAUCAAAAGGUCUUACUGAUCCACGGAUAAACAAAAUUCAUGGUCCAUGCUUAUCAGACAGUAAUGAUAAUAUUGAUAAUGCAUACUGUUUAAAAUGUGAUCAGUGGGUAUCUUUAGCACAACCAUGGAUCUCUAGAUCACGUUUAAUAUGGCCUACCCCUGAGCUUAUUUCUAAAAUUACUUCAUGCGGUGUUUUAUUUGUACCAAUCGGCUACAAGGGAUCUAUAAAUGAGAAUCUUCAGUGGCGAAUAUCAUUUUCUGUAGCAGAAAAAGUACUGAUAUUUUCCUUUAAUCAUACCCAGUUACUAUGCUAUGCUUUGCUAAAAAUUUCAUUGAAAGAAAUAGUAAAUAGAAAUGAAGAUUUAAAAGGUUUAUUGUGCUCAUACUUUUUGAAGACUCUAAUGUUUUGGAUUUUAGAGGAAACCGAAACAUCAGUCUGGAGACCAUACAAUAUUAUACCCUGUUUUAUGGCCUGUUUACAAAAGUUAUUAUACUGUAUAGAAUAUUCCACAUUGUUACAUUAUUUCAUUCCUGAUAACAACUUGUUCUAUCUAAGAUUUAACAGUAAACAAAGAAACACAUUAAUCAACACCCUUAAGAAUUCAUAUCAAAUAGGAAUUCAUAUUUUUUUAUCAUCUGAGACUUUGCAGGAUUACAGGUUUCCAUGUGAAAUUACAAAAUCAGUUUGUGACAAUACCACAUUGAUGAAAACAAUAUUAGAGUAUGAUUUUAUUCCAUUUGAGGCAGUUUUUAUAAACAUCCCAAGUAUGCACAAAACUUUGCUGUAUCAUUGUAAAACAGAAUUAUCUAAAUGUUUAUUAGCACUGUCAAUUGCAAAUACUUAUCAAAGAAUACCUCUUGCACUACCACAUAAAAAUAACCCAAACAAUAAACAACAAUACAAAAACUACAAACAUGAUCUCAGUCAGUUGUUAGUUGGUUUACAAUCAGAUGCAGUGUCAGGGUGGCUGAAAUUGGCCUCUUUCUUCUAUGUACAUAAGAAUUAUUCAACAUCAAUAGACAUAAUAAAUUACACUUUGUCCAAAUGUACAGAUGAUUCAGCAGUUCCAAAUAUAACAUUGAAACAGAGACAGAAAAUGAAGCUUAUAUCACUGUUGAAGACAUUACCAAAUCCAUGUGUCACAUUUGAAAAACAAUCAUCAGUCAUCCCUAUGGAACUAAAGUUUGAUGUCAGGAAAUAUCCUAUUUUCUUAAAAUCCACACAAUGUGCACAUUUCCUUCGUUUUCUGUGUUGUUACCAUCUCCAGGACUUGAAAUCAUGUUGGUAUAGUAAAAAUCAGCUAUUUAAAACAACUCAUGAAUACGCUUUAAAAGGAGAACUAGAUGUUAUUGGACUGGUUUCACUUGGAGUAGUUCUUCAGAUGUUAGGUUACAGGUAUAGAGCAAGAAUUCUUUUUUAUUUCGCUACACAGCUAGAUGAGACUUACCGAACAAGUGCUGCAUACAGACUGCAACAACUCAGCUGAUGCCUGACUCAAGAAGAAAACACAGUAAUUGUUAACACUAGUUGCCACAUAGAAUUGAGUAGAGCCACAAUUUCAAUUUGGAUUUUUUAAAGGAAAUAAUUAAAGAUCACAUUGACAUUGUCAUACAAGCUUUUUUAUAUUAUGCUUUAUAAUAAAAUUCAUUGGACAAAUAACUUCACUAGAAUAAAAGUUAUCAUAUGGAAACUCUGAAAUGACACAAAAGCCAUUGCUGUUCACAAGAGACUCCUAGUACAUGUAGUUAAAACCUCUAACCUGGUAUUCCUAAUAAUGAAGCCAUGAAUUGUUCAAGUCAAAUUAAUCUUCAACUGAUAAAAUACUUAUCAGGACAAGCUAGUUUACAGUAAUUUUCUAUGUGGUAUUUGAAUUUACCCAUUUAAUACUGCUGAGAAAUAAACUUGCAGUGAAGUGAGAGUUUUUUAUUUAUUCAUUUUUUUUUUGCUCCGUGUUGAAGGCCUCACUGUGACUUUGAGAUGAAGAACACCAAUAAAAGUGCUGUUCUUUGCUUUUUGUGUGUUUUUUGUUGUGCAUGUACUGAUUUUGAGUCACUGAUUGAUACCCCAUAUCCUUUGUUUUUCUAUUGUAGCAUACAUGUAUAUGUUUUUGCAUCCACUGCAGAACACCUAAAUGCAGCAGAUAUUCCAUUGGAUACAUAUUCCAUUGGAUAAAUAGUGAUAAUAAAUGUAUGGAUUAUUUAGUGAAUUUACCAUUAAUAGACAUUUGGUUAGAUCUCCUUAGUUUCAAGUAUAUAUUUUAAUGCAACUGCAUUGUUUCAAUUUAUUGAUUUAAGUUUGCUUAAAUUUGUAAUUAAAAACAAAAAAUGUAACAAAAUAGUUUACAAUUUUUAACUUUUAAUUGAUAGGAUGAUUUGUUUUCCUUUUUAAUUUUGUUUCUUUAUAUAUAUGCAAAUUUGCUAGAUAUUUAGUUGGUAGUUUCCGACAAGUGGAAACAUUAAAUUGUGUAACUAUUAAAGACAAUUUAGGACAUAAAAUGAGACAGCUACAAUUGUUACUGUAAUAUGCCUGUAAUAACAUUUUUCACAAUUUUUUGUUGUUUUACAUCAAAUUUUGUUAUAAUUGAAAUAAGCAUAUACAUUGUUAUAUACUUUUAUAGAGUCAAUAAAUCAUUGCACUUCA